This is a messenger RNA of Centropristis striata (black sea bass), 5457 nucleotides long. It is a transcript of the gene cab39l1, whose product is annotated as calcium binding protein 39, like 1. Gene Ontology annotation, biological process: intracellular signal transduction. The coding region runs from base 338 to 1369 and encodes 343 amino acids. The record is from RefSeq and is a predicted model, not a curated record. NCBI's taxonomy places the organism in Eukaryota, Metazoa, Chordata, Actinopteri, Perciformes, Serranidae. Gene Ontology annotation, molecular function: protein serine/threonine kinase activator activity. The transcript has 9 exons.
AGGGAAAUGAAGUUGUCAGACAGGCCAGCGCAGCAACUCUCUCUCUACUACUAGACAGCUAGCAAGUUAGGUGACAGGCGGUCACGAGUAGAGGGAUUUAUAUCAAAUAUAACAGCUAUGAAGGUCGUCCGUGUGAGCAACUUGUAGCUACAACUAGUCGGCGUUAGACAGCUGUGGCCACUGAUCUCAGAUAACAUUUAAAAGUAGCGAUCCGCUGGAAAAAAGACAGUGGGGACAACUUGCUAGCCUGCUAGCUAACCUUUAGCCACCGAGCCUGCUUCGGCUUCAUCACCAGACUUCACUCGAGAUUUGGGGCUUGGAUUGCUAUUCUUCAGUCAUGCCUUUUCCUUUUGGGAAGUCUCAGAAGAGUCCAGCUGAUAUAGUGAGGAGUUUGAAGGAGAAUGUGGCAACCAUGGAAAAGAUGGAUGCUGGAGACAGCAAAAAGUGUGAAAAGGUUGCAGAGGAGGUGUCCAAAAACCUGGCUUCACUGAAGGAGGUACUAAGUGGAACAGGUGACAAGGAGCCUCAAACCGAAGCAGUGGCUCAGCUUGCACAAGAGCUGUACAACACCAACCUGCUCAUUUCUCUCAUUGCAAACUUGCAGAAGAUUGAUUUUGAGGGGAAAAAGGAUGUGGUUCAUUUGUUCAGCAAUAUUGUGAGACGUCAGAUUGGCACCCGUACACCCACAGUAGAAUACAUCUCUACGCAACAGCAGAUCCUCUUCAUGCUUCUGAAAGGAUAUGAGUGCGCAGAAGUGGCUCUGAACUGUGGAAUGAUGCUGAGAGAGUGUCUGCGUCACGAGCCUCUGGCACGGACCGUGCUCUUCUCUGAAGACUUCUACUGCUUCUUCCGUUACGUUGAGCUCUCGACCUUUGACAUCGCCUCAGAUGCUUUCGCCUCAUUCAAGGAUCUCCUCACAAGACACAAGAUUAUGUGUGCAGAUUUCCUUGAGAACAAUUACGACAGGGUUUUUACAGAAUACGAGAAGCUCCUGCACUCUGAGAACUACGUCACCAAGCGGCAGUCUUUGAAGCUCCUCGGGGAACUUCUCCUGGAUAGGCACAACUUCACUGUCAUGACAAAAUACAUCAGCCGGGCAGAGAACUUGAAGCUGAUGAUGAAUUUGCUAAGAGACAACAGCCGAAACAUCCAGUUUGAAGCUUUCCAUGUGUUCAAGGUAUUUGUUGCAAACCCCAACAAGACUCAGCCCGUGCUGGACAUCCUGCUGAAGAACCAGACCAAACUCGUGGAGUUCCUGAGCCACUUCCAGACUGACCGAUCAGAGGACGAGCAGUUCUGCGACGAGAAGAACUAUCUGAUUAAGCAGAUCCGGGACCUGAAGAGGCCCACAGCACCUGAGGAGGCUUAAGGCGGCAGGGAUGACCGCUCCAUCAGGUGGUAGAUGAGUGGCUGGUGGCUGGAGCUGCAGAGGGCUGAGAGAGAGUCAUGCUUCAUUAAAAUUUAAUAUUAACUACAAAAUAUAGGAAAAAAGUAAAGAAUACUUCCUUCUUUUUCUGUUUUUUUUUUUUUUUUUUAGUGUGGAUGUGGAGGUGAUUUCCAUCCAGCAACCUGAGUGGGCCAAGAACUGUUAUUUAAACCAUAGUGCUUCUUCUUUAGCGAUAAUGAAAUGCUUUUAGUCCGUUCUUGUAAUGUUGGACCUUAAACUGUUACCCUUCCACAUACAUUGUUGCUGGCAGAGACCUUAGAAUGACUAAAAACAACAACACCCCGUUCACAGCCAACGUGUGAAGUCUUUCUCAGAAAACGUGUCUAUAUUUUAGAGGUUGAGAAGCUGAGGAGAAGUAAAUAUAUUAUUUUUCUAAUGUAUCUUUAUGGUAAACAGUUUAAAAAACACAAUAACCCUUCUCUCCGAACAUUGUUUAGUCUAACUAAUUGCAUAGGUUUGGUUUAUUGCCUUAUUGUGAGCUGUUGUGUUGUAUAGGGACUUAAAUAUUUAGAAAUACGGCUUUGGCGGAGUGACACGCGGAUCAUAUUGGCUAGGUCAUCACAUAGUAUUUUUUGGUGAUUAAUUAUUAGGGCCUUUGGUUGAUUUGUGUGUGGUUCCAGAGGUCAGAAAUGAUCCUGCAGUGCUGUUCUUGCCAAUGCAUUAGCUGGCACAGGAAGAGGAAAUCAAAACCAUAGAGGAAUCAAUUAAUUGUGCUGUGAUUUUUUUUUUUUUUUAGGCUGCGCUCAGCGAGGCUUACAUGACUGAAAUAGAAACAAGGCAGAUCAGAUAAUGCUGCAGGGUAGCAGCCAUCCAUUCAACGCUAACACGGACAGCCAGGAUAUACCAAUUGAUCUCACUUGGAGCACUCCAUCUCACCCUCACACACUGAGCACAGAUAGAAUGAUUCAUUUCAAACCAUGAACAAUUAAUUCACAGGGUUCUAAACUACUUGAUGUAUGCCAUGUUCGGCAUUUCUCCUUUACAGCUUGAGCACUGCAUAACACGAGAAAUAAUAUUGCAGUUUACAAGGAGGUGUUACCCACGAUGCAUCAUCAGUAUGUUACACUGUAAACGUGCUAUUCAUAUGAGAGCGGGAUGUGUUAUUUAAAGUUGGUGAACAUACAUCAGGUAUUUGCUUUAUUCUGAAUAAGUUCACUCAUUUAGUUUUCAUUUGACACAUUGAAAGUCUGCCACACGGGUUGAGAAUUUAACAGAUUGUAGGUGAUUGACAUUCUAUUUGAUUCAAAUACUAAGUACAGUCAUGGGAAAAAAUGAUUAGACCACCCUUGUUUUCUUCAAUGUCUUGUUCAUUUUAAUGCCUGGUAUAACUAAAGGUACAUUUUUAACACCAAAAAGAGCUCAUAAGAGUUUAAUUUAAGAGCUGAUAUCUAGACAUUUUCCAUGGUUUUCUUGAUAAUUACUUUGGUUAUUAUCAAGAAAACGGUGGAAAAUAGAUGUAUAUCAACUCUUGAAUUAAACUCUUACGGGUUAUUUUUCUUGUUAUCAUUACAUUUGCCCAAACAAAACUACCUUUAGUUGUACCAGGCAUUGAAAUGAACAAAAACCUGAAGAAAACAAUGGUCUAAUCAUUUUUUCCAUGACUCUAUUUAACUCAAAUACUUAGCAAAAACAAAGUAGAUUGCCUUGAUCUCAUGUACACAAUAAGUCUCACCCAUAUGCUCAGUUAUUUUAAACAGGCUUUUUUUGAAGUGGGGUUGUCAGAGGUACUUAUCCGUACUCUGAGCGAUGUGCUGCUGUAGACGGGUCAGCAGCAAAACUUAAUGUAGCCACCUAAAAACAUCAAUAACACUUUAAGUGUACGCUAUAUUUAGAAUAUUUUCUCCAUGUUACGUUGCCAGCAGACAGCCCUGUUUAAGUUUAUUUGGGGGGAAGUAAAGCUGUUCUAUGGUACCGUCUAAGUCACCAGACUCCAUUGACAAAAAACAGUUAUUUUACAUUGCAGGAGGGGUCUAUUGCUGCCUCUCUUGUUAGUUUAUUAUUAUUACUCUAUAUUUUAAAAGGUUAGUUUGGAUUCAACAAAAUCAUAUUAUAACACAAACACAUUCAUCGAUCGAGGCAGAAGGAAACCAGCAAAUUUUGCAUUCUGUGAGGUAAAAUUAACCCUCAACAAGGCGGUCUAGAAAAUAUUUUAAAUAUAGUGAUUUUUUAUAGUGGCCUGAGUACACUGCUGCUGCCAAUGCUCCUACUGCUGCCAUUAAAAGGAUGAGUACCUCAUCCAGCCCCAGUUAAUUAAAUCGGAAGACCAAAGAAUUAGAAGAAAAAGAGUGUGGCAGAUGCUAAAAGGUCCUGUUUUGUCGUUUUUUCCAUUUUAAUAGAAUACACUGUAACCUGCCUGUGAUGCAUCAGAAAGCACAUCCUAUCAUUUGUCAACACAUUGUCGGAAAAAAAAUAACCACGUGCACUUUUUAAAACACGAAUGAGUUUGUUUUUGAUGACGAGCACUGAAUUUUUUGCGUUCCUCACGUGCAUCACUGAUUAGUUCUACUUCUUAAAAAGACUUCUGUUGAAAUAAUUGCCUUACUUCUGCCAUUGUAACUGAAAUGGCACAUUAGGGAUUUCAAGAAAUAUGUUGUCUGUGCGCACAGUCUUCUAGUAUAUACCUCAUGGGAUUUGAGUUUGCAAAUGCUGUGUUCUCUUUCCUUUCCUUUCCUGGACAUGAUAUUUUAUUUGACAGUUUAAAAUACACCACAGUGGUUUGUAUGCAUGCCUAAACUUGAUAUAUAUGUUCAAACUUGAACAGGGACUGCGACCUGGUUUUCACAAUGGAAAACCAGAUUUUUAAACUUAAAUAUUUCAUUGGGUGGUGCCACACAAACGUUAAUUCAUAAUGAAUUGCAGUGUUGUACCUUGUAAUGAACGUUGCCUUAUUUAAAGACAUUUAAUGGAUCGUAAUGAUGAUGUAAAAUUCCAGACAUUUUUAAACCAAAGUCGAAAUGAAAAGGGUUAAAAUGUACAUUUCAAGUCCCAAAUGCAUUGUAGUUAAUUUCUCAGAUCCACAUCUAGUGUAGUGUAGCUUUCUCACCCACUGCUUUACGCUCUACUGUGAUCCUGUGAGUGUAAAUAUAUAUUUUAAUAGAGAUCAGUAGACUACACUUCAUCAGUUGUGGUUCAUUUGCUUCUUUUUUUCCUAUUUGGUACACUGCACCAGAUAGUCACAAGGUCAGCCUCAGACCUUUUUACGGAUCCAUAAAAUAAUUUGGGAACUCUGCUGUGAAUGUGGUACAUUACGCACAAAUAGACUGAAGUCCUGCACACUGUGCACCGUCAUGUCACCAGUUUAUGAAAGAAAGUUUGUCCUCAAAGUGCGUUUUCUUGAAAACAUCCAUACAUUCUCAUUUGUGAUAUUUAAUGUGAAACCGAUUUCAAUGCUUCAGACUAAACCUCCUUACAACGGUCAUUAUUACUAUAUACUUGAGCAAAAACAAAGUUACAGCUUGCUGAAAAACCUGCAUAACAGAGUGUGAUAAUAUCCAAUAUUAUCAAAUAUUUAUGUCGACGAAUAACAUCUUAUUUUUUUAGAUUGGGUGUCUAAAUGCACGUGCAAACUUUCUUGAAAAUUGAGUCCAGCCAUGACGUGCACUUUGAGGAGGACAUGCUGUACACAGACUCUCCAUCAGGGGGAGCUGUUGGCAACAAUUGGCCCAAUUGUAUUAGUUGUACAAACAAAGCAUUUCAUGUUUCUAUAACCCUACCUCUUAAUUAUGAGUAUAUAAAUCACUGGCAAUAUUAUGUAGAUGUCAACACAAAUUCCUUAAAAUCAAUAUUAUACAUUUCAUGAUUUAGAGUUCUCUGUUUAAAUAUUUGUUGUGCUUUACUUCUUUUUUUUUUUUCCUUUUUUUUUUUUUUACUCUGUUGCCUUUUUUCCCCUUUUCUCUUUCCACACUCUGGAUAUUUUCUUUAUUUACCAUGGGAGCGAAUUAUGUGUACAUAACUUUAUAAAGGAUAAAAGUGUGAAAGCAUUCAUGAAAAUAAAACUUUAUGGCAAUUUA